Miscanthus lutarioriparius is the source of this 567-nucleotide messenger RNA. Lineage: Eukaryota; Viridiplantae; Streptophyta; Magnoliopsida; Poales; Poaceae. The record is from the annotation of a GenBank genome assembly.
AUGUAUGAAACAGUCAAGCUAGCAAGCACGGCCAUACAAGCAAGCACGCUUUGUUUACCUCAUGGGCAUUCCAUCGAACACCUCCUGUACGCCAUCCAUGCCCACGUCGAGUCCAGCGUCUGGUCGGUGGUGGGUGCUGCCGAUGCGGCGAAGGUCGUUGCAGGUGGCCAGAAUGUCGUGCCCGCCAUCCCCUUCGGCUUGGGUGUCGCCGGUGCGGGGAGAUUAGAGUUCUGCACGCUCCUGUUCACGGUCACGGCUGCGAGGAGGGAAGCGGCGACGGCCACGGCUGCGGGGAGGGUGGCUUCGGUUGAGGAAAAACUUAAGCCCGUGGCGGUAGCGGCAGAUGCCUGGGGGCGUCGGUCAGUAGCUGCGUCGAGCGCAAAGCGGUGCCGAUGGCGUUCGACGCGAGCGAUAGGAAGUAGAGGAGUCCUGGUAGAAGGCACAGGAGCCCUGGUUCGUCUUUUAGAGAAAGAUAGAGAUGCACAGUGCGUUCCAAGCGACGGACGGACGGAGCCAACGAGCCAAUGCCAACUUGCCAAGGCCGAAGGGCGGAGGCCCCAAGGCUAG